This is a messenger RNA of Prorocentrum cordatum, 348 nucleotides long. NCBI's taxonomy places the organism in Eukaryota, Dinophyceae, Prorocentrales, Prorocentraceae. The record is from the annotation of a GenBank genome assembly.
GAGGCGAUCCGAUCCGUGCGGCGGCACCUGGAGAACUUGAGUGGCCCGUGCAAGCCAUUGGCACCAGCGGUGUGGGCAGAGCUGAUGCGAACGCGCACGCUCCGCCACAGCUCACGCGCGACCAUCGCGCACAUCCAGGAACGCAGCGGCUGCCGCAUCCACAUCGAGCGAGGCAAGCAGGAGGCUCGGCUGUUUGGGCCAAAGGAGGGCAUCGCCGUGGCGGACCGGCUGCUGGACGAGUUCGCGGAGACGUGCGUCGAGGAGGCGGUGAGCGCGGGAGGCCCGGCCGGCGCGCUGUCCGUCGACACGCUGCAGGCCCUCGCCCAUGCGUUCGGCGUCACGCUGCGA